Elgaria multicarinata webbii is the source of this 5269-nucleotide messenger RNA. RefSeq names its product glucosamine (N-acetyl)-6-sulfatase (gene GNS). The record is from RefSeq and is a predicted model, not a curated record. The coding region runs from base 168 to 1805 and encodes 545 amino acids. Gene Ontology annotation, molecular function: N-acetylglucosamine-6-sulfatase activity; glycosaminoglycan binding. The transcript is spliced from 14 exons. Gene Ontology annotation, biological process: glycosaminoglycan metabolic process. NCBI's taxonomy places the organism in Eukaryota, Metazoa, Chordata, Lepidosauria, Squamata, Anguidae.
GCCGCUACUGGCUUUUGCUCGGGCUCCGUCCAUCAGCUUAUCAAAGGGGCGGGUAGCGUAGGGAAGCGCGCAUCCUUGGUCGUGACUCUCUUCUCUUGCUCAGGUGCAAGAGCGCCUUCUUCUCCUCCUCCACCACCGCCGCCAACACGUCUGGCUCGGGUGCAAGGAUGGCGCGAGCCGCCGCCGCCGCCGCUGCUGCUGCCUGGCCUCUGCUGUUGCUCCUCUUGGCCCUCAGUUCCAGUGCUUGGGUCGGCACUGAGGCCGCCGGCAUCAAGCGGGGGCGAAAGCCCAAUGUGGUGCUAAUCCUCACAGACGACCAGGACUCCUGCCUGGGCGGAAUGACACCGCUGAAAAAAACCAGUGCCCUGAUUGCAGAAAUGGGGAUAACCUUCUCAAAUGCAUAUGUACCCAGUGCAUUGUGCUGUCCCAGUAGAGCCAGCAUCUUGACAGGAAAAUAUCCACAUAAUCACCAUGUUGUUAAUAACACUUUAGAAGGAAAUUGCAGCAGCAAAUCCUGGCAGAAGAUUCAGGAACCAUAUACCUUUCCAGCUAUCCUCAAGUCUAUGUGUGGCUAUCAGACAUUCUUUGCUGGGAAAUACCUGAAUGAGUAUGGAGCAGAAGAUGCAGGGGGAAUUGGUCAUGUUCCACCUGGAUGGAGUUUUUGGUAUGCCUUGGAAAAAAAUUCCAAAUACUACAAUUACACACUUUCAGUAAAUGGAAAAGCACGAAGGCAUGGAGAGAACUACAGUGUUGAUUAUCUGACGGAUGUACUGGCCAACAUGUCCUUGGAUUUUCUGGAAUACAAGUCCAACUAUGAGCCGUUCUUCAUGAUGGUAGCAACUCCAGCACCACACUCGCCUUGGGAAGCUGCUCCUCAGUAUAAGAAGAGCUUCCAGAAUGUCAGCGCUCCAAGAAAUAGUAAUUUCAAUAUCCACGGAAAGGACAAGCAUUGGCUCAUCAGGCAGGCAAAGACUCCAAUGACUAAUUCAUCAAUACAAUUUCUAGAUGAUGCUUUUAGGAAAAGAUGGCAGACACUUCUGUCCGUGGAUGAUCUGAUAGAAAAACUUGUGAAAAGACUGGAGUUUCAUGGAGAGCUGGAUAAUACAUACAUUUUUUAUACCUCAGACAAUGGCUUUCAUACAGGUCAGUUUUCUUUGCCAAUUGACAAACGACAGCUCUAUGAGUUUGACAUUAAAGUUCCAUUGCUGGUUCGUGGACCAGGAAUCAAGCCCAACCAGACUAACAAGAUGCUUGUGGCAAACAUUGAUUUGGGUCCUACUAUUUUAGAUAUUGCAGGCUAUGAUCUAAAUAAAACACAGAUGGAUGGGAUAUCGUUAUUACCAUUGCUGAGAGGAGACAGAAAUGUGACCUGGAGAUCAGAUGUAUUGGUUGAAUACCAAGGAGAAGGACACAACAGUAGUGAUCCUACCUGUCCUGCCCUUGGUCCCGGUGUCACGCAUUGCUUUCCAGAUUGUGUUUGUGAAGAUGCCUAUAACAAUACAUAUGCAUGUGUAAGGACACUAUCAGCUUCAUGGGAUCUGCAGUACUGUGAAUUUGAUGAUCGUGAGGUGUUUGUCGAAGUUUACAACCUGACUGCAGACCCGCACCAGAUUACCAAUAUUGCAAAAACAAUUGAUCAAGAAAUCUUAGAGAAGAUGAACUAUCGGCUAAUGAUGUUGCAAUCCUGUUCUGGAACAACGUGCCGCACACCAGGAGUCUUUGACCCAGGAUACAAGUUCAAUCCACAUCUGAUGUUCAGCAACCAUGGAACUCAGCCUCGCAGACUUUUUACACGUUCAUUGUAGCUGCAUCUGCUAACCUGUUUCAUUACCUAUGUCCAUUUCUUCAAAGUGACUGCAGAAGAACUGCUUAAUCCACUCUCAAUCUGAAAGACUUGAUCGGCUGGCUUUAUUGGGAGAAAAUUACAUCCCCAUCUUGGUUGCCUUGUGCAAUACAUGUGUACUACAUACACGAUCAUCCUAGUCUACUCAGAUCUGAUUACCAAAUCAAUCUGAAAAAGUUAAUCCUGAAGAACAGUGUUGACUUGUGACAUGAAUCCAAAUUUUCCUCUUGGGCGUAAAUGACAGAUUUGAGGCUUAGCUAUUUAAAACCUUGCUACAUGGAGAGGCAGGCCUGAGGAAGUUUGGGCAGGUUUAUGUUGGACCUGCUAGUUAGACCGAGACUACAGACUGCUUCCCCAUAGUUACAGCCACUACCUGAUAAUAUUUUAAGAGGAGACAGCAAACUUCUUGGGUGUGUUCAUAUUCUGAACCUAGUAUAAUUAAGUUAGCCAGGGAUGUUGCUAUUAAUUUUCUUCUGCAUUUCAGGACCUAGCUGGAAAUGUGAUUAUAACUUGUGUGCCUAUUACUCACAAAUGUUACACAUUCCUGUUACAUAUAAUCAGCUAUCAAGCUUUCAAAUUGUUGCCAAGUAAACCACUAAAUGAGCACUUUUCCCAAAGAUAAAUGGAACAUUAGCACCCAGCAUAUUUUCUACUUCAUACAGUAAUGAACAAUUUAAGAAUGAUGGUUUAGUUGGGAAAGUUACAUUCCCAAAACAAAACCAAUAUCUAACAUCCCAAUGUAGCAAUAUAUACCAGAAAAGAGGGUUCCAAUGUCUCAUCACAGGAAGUGGCUUUGGGGUCAAAAGUUAAUUAUUCUUAUCCUGUAUUAAGAGCUCUUUAAACCAGAGAAUUGUAAGACAUAUUUCUUUGAUGCCCAGACUUGAUGCUUGGAGAUGUGUGAAAUAUGGUAUUAGAGCUUGUUGAACAAUUAGAAGUUAAUCAUUGUUUUAAUAUUUAGUAGUAUUAUUUAAUAUCCUAAGGAGUUGGUCCAUUACUAUACUACCUGUUAAAAUUUGCUUGAAUACCAGACCAAUCAUCUUCUAAAACGAGGGCAUUCUUUGUCAUUUGUACUAUUCAAGCAGGUAUAGCUUCUCUGUAGGUGGGAAACUGUUUAUUGGGUGUACAUAAGCCGGCUUCCUACUUAAAGGGUAUAGCCUUAAACAUCAGGAGACCAUAGCCUGCCUCUGCGAACUCUUUAUGAUGUUCUGUCAGUCAUAUCUACUUAACAGUCAGAAGCAAUACAUAUGAAUUUACUAUUACACUGCUUUUGCCAGAUGAUCUAGAAAAUGAAUGCUAAGUGGGAUGGAGUGGUGAACAGUGGGUUCAAGGAGCAAGCAGGUGAAAACUAGGCUUGUGUUUUAGCAGGUGGUAGGGUGUGCAAAAAAGUAGCUUGCUCUAGACUUGACCUGUUUCUUAAACAUUCUGGGGUAUAUGGUAGACCUUCAUCUGAGAAGACCACCUCAGAAUGCAUAUGGGGCAUUGCUUGUUGGAAAGGGUUUCUUGUCAAAGCUUGCCUUGAAGCUUGGCUUUCUUCCUGACAUGUAAGCUUGCCAGAUCCAGAGAGAUUUUGAUAUGAAGGCACUUCUAAAGCUAUUUCCCCAUGUGUAGUUUUGAAGAGAAAACUGUGCUACCAUGAGUGAUUGAAUUGGAUAUAAAGGCUGCUACUCAGAAGAGAAAUUGUACCUAGAUACACAAAUUCAGGUAUAUAAUUGAAGGUAUAUCAUUGCACCAGGUGUGAAAAGUACAUGUGUAUCCAUGGCAGCUGUUCCAUUCAAAAUAUUUGCAAGUGAAUCUUACCUAGAUGACCACUUUUUAUCUUGAAACAUUCAUGCACCCUUCACUUUAGAUGCAAUGACAUUUUUGUACUUUAUAGCUGCACUGGGUUCUAAAAUCUCCCUUGAAAAAAAUGUCUUCAUAAAUAUACUUGCUAUUGUAGUAUUGCUGUGGUGGAAAUAAGAGUUACAGAAUUGACUUUCUAUAAACAGCAUGAAAGAUUGAGGUGGAGAGUAACAAAUCAGAGGCUAGUUAAAUGUUUCACAAAAGAAAAAAAUCACUAGUGAGGUAAGGAAAACUAUUAUUUUUAUGGAAGUCUGUUCAUAAACUUCAGUUGUCUUUUUUCUAUUCUGGAAGGAAAAGAUGCAUGAUAACUCGGAAUAGGGGCAAAACUUAACAUUCCUUUAAGCAUGUUUAGUGGAACAAACCUCAAGUUUAAGUCACAGAACAAAAGAUUAUUUUUGAAAGAUUUUGAUUUUUUUGCUUUUGUAUUAGACUCUUAUUAAUGACUUUACCUUACAGAACCAAUUAAUCUAUCUCAAAUGUUUUAACUGUGUUAAAUUUUAAUUAACCCAUCCAUGGUUGGAUAUCUCCUACAUGAAAAAUGUAUUCUCUCAAAAUUAAGCAAAUUAGACUUUAAAAAAAAGAAUUUAGGAUUUUUCCACAAAAUGGACUUGAGGAAAGACAUACAGAUUUGGAUUUGAUGGUACACCACUGGAAACCUACUUCUGCCCCAUCCUUGCUGCUAAACAUUUACCAUAGUAACCCGACAGAUCAUUUUGCAAAAUGACAAUUAUAAAUGGUGACAUUCUGUAUGUUCCAUUAGGUAAGAUAUUUGAGUUUGGCUGUUGUCUGCUUGCACUUUACCAUAAAGUUGCUAUUCAACUGUUGGAUACCAACAGAGGCCUUACCGAGUAUUAGUUGUAUAUAAAAUGUGACAGCAACUCACUCAUACUUUAAGACCUGCUUGGCAGUGUUAAGGCAACAAACCAUGCAGUGGGGACUUAAUCUGCCUGACAAGCUGGUACGCGUGCAACUGUUUGUCACAUGGAGUGGCUGCCAUAUAUCGUAAGAAGCAGUACUGAGUUGACUUCAAUUCUAAAUUAGAUUUUACGUAACUUCUCUCUUGUGCAAAGCACUUAGCAGAAGUAAAUGCAUUUUGGAUAACCAAUAAAUAACUUGUAUUAAUUGAACUGGAACUGAUUUUAGGAUUAAGUAAUGUUUUCCCACACUGCAUUAAUAUUGGAUGUUCGUCAUUUAAAACAACAACCCUAAAUUGAUUCAAAUUCUUUAAAAGGCAAAUUAUCCCGGAGGUCUAUCUGGUGAGAUACAUAUGAAUAGAUAGCCAUUGUACUUAUUUGACAAGGUUUUCUAGUGCUUGGUUUCUCCCUGCCGCCUCCACCAAUACCGAUAAAUACAAAAAUCUAGUACAGGUAUUUUGUUUGUAAAUGCUGCUUGAAGCCAUGAUAUUGGCUGUUCAGUUUUCUUUAAGGGUAACUAUAUUUCUUUUCCUAAUCCUGAUGUGUUCUCUUAAUGCAUUAUGACAUCUCUGUAAAUUUGUUUUCUUAUGAACUGUAAUAUUGUUUAGAAAGUGCCCUUUGAAGGACCCUGUAUAUUGCUGCACUUUUCAGUAAUUAAAUCCUGUCUAUAACA